Messenger RNA from Thunnus maccoyii (southern bluefin tuna), 2322 nucleotides. It is a transcript of the gene rnf169, whose product is annotated as ring finger protein 169. The transcript is spliced from 7 exons. Lineage: Eukaryota; Metazoa; Chordata; Actinopteri; Scombriformes; Scombridae. Bases 552 to 1970 code for a protein of 472 amino acids. The record is from RefSeq and is a predicted model, not a curated record. Gene Ontology annotation, molecular function: nucleosome binding; ubiquitin-protein transferase activity. Gene Ontology annotation, cellular component: nucleus; site of double-strand break. Gene Ontology annotation, biological process: double-strand break repair.
GUUCUGACAAAUUAACCACAGGAACAUCAGACACAGUCAGACUUUAAUUCAGUCCUCAGUAACUUUGCUGUAACUUUGGUUUUAUCAGCAGGAGGCCUGAAGAGUUUCUGACCGGCUGUCAGCUUCACUUUACCGGCAGUAACAGUCUCAGUCAGCCGCUUACAGAUACUUAAACGUUUCAGUCACUUGGUGGACAACAUAACGGCAGGUUUAAAUGUGUUUCAUGGAGUUUUGUAUGAAGCUUGCUGGAGCAGAAAAGACAGAAAUCAUUGAUAUUAUCAGAUAAAGCGUCAUGAAGUGUGAGCAUGAUGUUUAUCAAAGACAUUGAUUGACAUGAAUGUGUCAGAUGUGCAGGAUAAAGCAGGUAUCUGCGCUGUCUCCGCUCAGAUCAGGUGAUUUGUUGGAGGACUUGUCCAGACUUGUUUCCUCUCGGUCUCCUUCAUCACCGUGUUUCUGUCUGCAGCAGCUGUUUUGUUUUUAUUGAUUAUUAAGUCUUAAAUGGAAUUAAACCCGAACAACAUAGAGAAAACACAGCUGCUGUAACUCAGAACAUGCAGGUGAUUUCAGAGUUCUUCGUGUGUCCGGCUCUCGUCCCAAAGUCUGCUGAAGUUUCAUCAAACAUGAAACACAAGCUGUUGCUGUCGGAGGACAGAGAGGAAGUCAAGAGGAGAAACAUUCACAUCUGUAAAGACGAACCAGGAUCAGUCCGACAUGAUGAAGAGCCUGGAGUUCUGUCUGACUCCGAGAACGAGGAGCCAAUCAGCAGGAGGAUCAGAAACGUCUCCGCCUUCGUCAGGAAAACCAAAACCUCGUCCGCCAUCAGCAGUGGUUCUCAGAGGAGUCGGAGCUGCACUGACCCAGUGGAGGACGGUGGAGGGAAGCUGAAGGUGUUCCCGCCGCCGGCCAUGAUGGACAGAGUCGGUAUCAGCCACAGCUUCACCGCAGGAAUCCUCCUCUCCUCUGAGAACAGUCGCUCCGUUUCUGCUCCCGUCACCGCGCCCGACCGCCGGCUCACCUGGCGCGCCGUGAUGACGUCAUCGUCCACCGCCCUGGGCCCGGAGCGCUCCAUCAGCCCCGAGAGCAACGACAGCAUCUCCGAGGAGCUCAACCACUUCAAACCCAUCGUCUGCUCGCCGUGCACGCCGCCCAAACGGCUGCCGGACGGCCGGCUGAUGGAGCCCACCAUCGUCAAGUCCACGCCCAGGAACCUGACCCGCGGCCUGCAGAAGGCCACCAGCUACGAGGCGAGUCCUGCCGUGCUGCAGAAGUGGAGGCAGAUCGAGCUGGACCGCCAGAGCCUCAAAGUGAACUCCAAGGCCACGCUGACGAGCCCCGUCAACGAGCUCCAGGACGCCGUGAAGACGCAUCAGAACUCGGUGGGAGACGGCGUCGUGUCCGUCAACAAGAGGAAGCUGCUGUUCGACCCUCCGUCGGGAGACGUGGACGGCUUCCAGAAACAGUCUGUAAAGAUCCGGGUCCCUGCGAUCCGCUACAGCAGCGAGGCGGCGUUCAGAGGAACUUCAGAUUUUGAGCCGGCGGGCGGAGCUCCGGAGUCGUGUGGCGGCGGCGGCGGAACGCUGUUCAGCCGGAAACAGUCGUUCUCGCCAUACACAAAGAACUCCGGCUUCCAGUCCUGCAAGUUAGUGCCAAAGGACUCGCAGAGUCCCAGGAAGGAGUCCGACAACCAGUCUACCUCCCGGAGGGGCCAGAAGAGGAACCAGAAGACCAAACACUUGGACCCGGACCGAGACCCGGACCUGAGGAGGGGGCAGAUCCAGCAGGACCGAGCGCUGGCCCUGAAGCUGCAGAGACAGUUCGACCUGGAGAACCAGAGCGCCGCCCGCCGGAGGAGUCCCGACAAGUACUUCCUGCGGUCCUGGAUGUCCAAUCAGAACCGCAGGAGGCGUGGCCUGCGGAGAUCUCGACGAAUCAACAAGAAGCACUACCGUGGAACCGAAUUCUUCCGAUAAAUCUCUCCAUGGUUUCUGCAGCUGAUGGUCUUCCACUGAACGUUUCAGACACUUUGUGAUUUUUUUGGGGGGGGGUUUCCUCCUCCAAUGUUGUGCCGAUCUGGAUGGAGUCUUGUCUGUACCCGCCGAGGCUCAUGGGAACUGUAGUCUAUUGGAGAUGCUCCACAGACUAACUGAAGGAGAAAGUGAUUAAUGGCUGAUUGUCAGGAAAGAUCCAGCCCGCCUCGUUACUCUCCGGGAGAGAAAAGUCAUGUGAUGGGACGAGUUUUAUUGUUUGAGCUCAUUAAUAAAGGAUUCAGAGGAUGAGUUUUACAGGUGUAUGUGACCCAUCCUCCUCGUAUAAUGCUAGAAA